Archocentrus centrarchus (flier cichlid) is the source of this 3524-nucleotide messenger RNA. RefSeq names its product POP1 homolog, ribonuclease P/MRP subunit (gene pop1). Gene Ontology annotation, biological process: tRNA 5'-leader removal. The coding region runs from base 132 to 3071 and encodes 979 amino acids. NCBI's taxonomy places the organism in Eukaryota, Metazoa, Chordata, Actinopteri, Cichliformes, Cichlidae. The transcript is spliced from 16 exons. The record is from RefSeq and is a predicted model, not a curated record. Gene Ontology annotation, cellular component: ribonuclease MRP complex; nucleolar ribonuclease P complex.
AAACAAACCUAGCACCAGCAUGAGGGAAACUCACAUGGUAGCUAAGCUCAAAACUAGAGGAUCCCUACAGCUGGAGCGGUGCUUUUGAUAUACAUUAUCACACUGGGGAAUAUUGAGGUAAUCUUGCGAAAAUGUCUGCGGCUAAAGUAAAAAUGCGAGAGAAGAAGAUGAGAAAUCAGCCUGCCAGUGUUCAGUAUUCAUCUUCUUCAUCUAAUGUGGAGAACAGCACACAGAAAGGAGGAGACCCCCCUGACACCGGACAAAAAGCUGAUCCUGUCAAAGGUGGUACUUCGGAUGAACGGCAGAAGAAAACUUUACACCAGCGUGGCUGGGUCCGUGGACGUCAUAAAGAUGGUGGAGGCUACGCCAAGGAGAUGCCUAAAUAUAUCACUGCUGGAGCUUUUGCCAAAGCCAGGGCUUCAGAGGUGAGUGCCAUGUUGAAAGCCGUCACCAAGACCACAAGCAGCAGCCAUGUGUUUGAAGCUCUGCCCAAACACAUGAGACGACGAGCCAUGAGCCACAACACCAAGCGGCUCCCUCACAGACUAAGAGAGGUGGCCAACAGAAUGCGGGAGAAGAGCCUCCAGGCCGGCUCGAAGAAGAAGGAAUUGGCAAAGAGCAAGAGCCGCAAGGCUCGACGGCGGCACGGAAACCUGCUGCUGGAGUUCAACCGCCGUCAGCGGAAGAACAUUUGGCUGGAAACGCACAUUUGGCACGCCAAGCGCUUCCACAUGGUUAAAAAGUGGGGUUACUGCCUCGGGGACAGGCCCACAUACAAAUGCUAUCGAGCUUGUUACAGAGCAAUGAGCAGCCAUUGCCUCCUACAGGAUCUUUCUUAUUACUGCUGCAUAGAACUGCAGGGAGAUGAAGACAAGCUUCUGGCUGCUCUUUCACAGCUGACCAGCAAGGAAGCAGGUCCUACAUUUGCUGCGGCAUUGUGUCUGUCAGGGUGCAGACAGGGCAGUGUCAUGGUGUACAGAGCAGGGCAGUACCCCUCACAACCCCUGGGGCCUGUCACCUUCCUGUGGAGACCCCGCACACAGGGCUCAGUGCACAGGCAGCUGUGGAUCUGGGCUCAUCCCACUCUUAAGAAGGAUCUUCUCCCUGAAUUACAAACUGUGUGUCAGUGUUGUGAGGCUGUAUUACCUCUGGUGGAGAGUGCAGAGGAAAAUCCCAGCCUGAAAGCAGAAUCAGAGCCUGAAAACACACCUGAGGUCAAGCCAGUACUGGGAACCAAGAGAAAGCGUUGCUGUAAAGAUGCCAGUAGACCUCCUGCAAAGAAGAUCCUGGGCGAUGGAACAAGAUUGCCCUCCACCGCAGUUAGCUGGAGGUCCAGCUCAAAUGGAAUAGUUAUAAAUGAUCUCACAAUGGAGAUUGUACGCUAUCGGCUGAUUGGCCCGCAGUCCCAUUCUGUGCUGGCAGACACUUUGGAAGCCGCUACAGGCUGUGAUGAAGUGGAUAAAGCCCAGACUUGCUCCCUCUGGUGGCCUCAGUACUGCUCAGAUGAGAGCAAGAUGAAUCUGCAUCAGCAACAAGCCGAUAUCUUUGAUAUACUAAAAGGCAUCUAUUCGACCGCUGAGCUCCCCUCAGGCACAGUGCUGGGUCUGACUGUGGAUGACCCAAGGCUCACAUUACCAAGAAAGAGAGUUAACGCUUUGCCUUGUGUAAAGCAGGCACAAGAGGUGGACGAGGAGAAGAGGAGGGAGCUGAUGUUGCGAGGAGUGCCAGAGCGCUGCUGUCAGAGUUCCAUUUGGGAACAGUCUGUCCGUGACAAUGUCACUGAUAACAAGAUAUCUGAGCAGGAGUUGAACCGUAUGAGGAGUGAGGUGCUGGUGCCAGGCUCCAGGCUGAGCCCCACUCCCCUGCAGGGCCGAGUCCCCAUUCUUCUUGUUCAUCAACCUGGCAAGCAGGUGGGACAUGAGAUGAGCUCCUGGGGUGCUGGAUGGGAUCUGCUGCUCCCUAAAGGCUGGGGGAUGGCCUUCUGGAUCCCACUGGUGUACAGAGGGGUUCGCAUAGGUGGACUCAGUAUGAGUCUGAAACACUCUCAAAAUAAAGCAGCGCCUCACUUUCCCCAUGAUUAUCCAGACUGCCCUGCGGGCAUGCGUUUUCAGGAGGAGCAGGAGGCCGCACUGCUGGACAAGUUCAAAAGGCAUCCGCCCGCCAAGAGGACCAAUUACAUUAAGCAUGGCUGUGUGGCUCCUUUCCGUUGCCCUUGGCAACAACUGGCAGAGGAGUGGGAGAUCAUCAUGCGGGAAGGAGGCAGCCAGGCACGAACCACAGCACAGGCUGACACCGUGAUUGAGGAGAUUGAUGCGAUUGAGUCACAACAGGCGAUCGCCGUAACAAAGCCUCUGAGCCGCUUUACUGUACUGAGGAGCAAAAAGGCUCUCAGGCUGCUUUCUGCUUGGUGCAGACCCACAACAUCCAAAGGUCAGAGGCCGUGCCGCAUCGGUGAGGUGCCACCCAUCAGCUGCUCAGCUGUGACAUCGUUGCUGUCAGCACAUGGGAUGAGUCUAGUGUGGGUGCGUGUGUCGCUGCUGUCAAAGGGCAAACCGGAGUGCCACGCCAUGUUGUGUGUGCCAACUGCAGAGGACCUAAAGGCGCUGGGAAAAGAGCAAGGAAUUGGUGGUCCUCAGGAGCCACCACAGAGAGACCACUUUAAAAGCAGAAUUAAACGCAGAAAGAGGGACUCUAAGAAGGCUGCCACAUCCUCUGUAACUCCUGAUAAGCCUGAUGGCAAAGGGUCAGGCCUUCCCUUUGCUUCUGACUCAGACACCAACACAGCCAAAGACCCUAAAUCCUUCAAAGAGUCUUCCUCAGAUCUCAUCUUAGGGCUGUGGCCGGAUCCUCUGCCAAGUGUCACCUCUCACUGCUCCCGGGUGACUGUAGGCUGGGUCACUCAGGGUGACUUCUCCAUGUCCGCAGGCUGCGGGGAGGCUCUUGGGUUCGUGAGUGUUGCCGGCCUUCUUAAUACCCUCCUCAAUCAGACAAGUGAACACAGAGGAAAGCUGCUGCUUCGCAACCCCACCUCUCUGCACUACCGCUUUGCUAAGAUCAACAUAGAGGUCUGAUUGGCACAUCUGAAUCUAUGCAGGACUCCCAGACAGUGUUCAAUUCUAACUUAAUGGGGUAACGAGUGAUUUGAUGGAAGCUGUGUGCCUUGACUAAUGAUUUAUUGACUUGCGUUGUAUGACUACAAGCAGCCUAGUGACUUUUUUUUUGUUGAGACAUCUUUAAUGUUUUAAUUGAACAGAACAGCUUUUGUUUCAUUAUUAGUCUCAUUGUGAAACGGAUGCUCUACAGAGGGAUCGGUUUAAAGCUGUAAAUGAGAGCCUUGGUUUUGGUAAGAAAGAUUAAACUUUUCUUAAUUUGGGUUUCCCAAAGGAAUUCAUGUCUGACUUGUGAUGCUGAGAGUAUUUAUGUUCAUGACUUUCUGUUUAAAAGUCUGUUUGGAACUUCCGCUGCAUCGAAGAGGGUAUGUGUGGGCAUUUCCUAAUAAAGCAGCUAUACUACACUGAACCACA